Molecule: messenger RNA, 6915 nt
Organism: Anas platyrhynchos (mallard)
Lineage: Eukaryota; Metazoa; Chordata; Aves; Anseriformes; Anatidae
Gene: RABEP1
Product: rabaptin, RAB GTPase binding effector protein 1
Biological process (GO): endocytosis; Golgi to plasma membrane transport
Cellular component (GO): endosome; endocytic vesicle
Molecular function (GO): growth factor activity; GTPase activator activity
Source: RefSeq, a predicted model, not a curated record
CCGGGCACGGGGCCGGGGGGAGGCGGCCGUACCCCGGCCCUCACGGCCCCGGUGGCGGCGGCCGGUGCCGUGGUGGCACCGCGGGCGCCUGCGCGGCGCUCCUCCUCCUCCUCCUUCUCCUCCUCCUCCUCCUCCUCCUCCUCCUCCUCCCGCCGGCGGCGGCCGCUGUCAGGAUGAGGCGGAGGAGGCGGAGGCCCAGGCCGGCAGCUCCCGUCUCUCGCCGGGGCCCCCUGGCGUAGCGGUUCCCGCUCCGACGCCGCGGCUGGAGGCGGAGGAGGCCGCGGCGGCGCCGCCCGCCCGCCGGAGCCAUGGCCCAGCCGGGCCCGAGCCCCCCGACGGACGUUGCUCUUCUACAACGGGUGGCAGAAUUGGAAAAGGUCAAUGCAGAAUUUCUGCGCACAAAGCAGCAACUCGAGCAAGAAUUUAAUCAAAAGAGAGCGAAAUUUAAGGAGCUGUACUUGGCUAAGGAAGAGGACCUGAAAAGACAAAAUGCAGUGCUUCAAGCAGCCCAAGAUGAUCUGGGACAAUUGCGGACACAGCUGAUGGAAGCUCAUGCUGAAAUGGAGAACAUCAAAGCUAUAGCCACUGUCUCUGAGAAUACAAAGCAGGAAGCUAUCGAUGAGGUGAAGAGACAGUGGCAAGAAGAAGUGGCCUCACUGCAAGCUGUAAUGAAAGAGACUGUUCGUGACUAUGAGCUCCAGUAUCAUCACAGGUUGGAGCAGGAACGAGCUCAGUGGAAUCAGUAUCGAGAAAAUGUGGAACGGGAAAUAGCAGAGUUAAGAAGGCGUCUGUCUGAAGGUCAAGAGGAGGAAAAUCUAGAAAAUGAAAUGAAAAAGGCUCAGGAAGAUGCUGAGAAGCUUCGUUCGGUUGUGAUGCCUAUGGAGAAAGAGAUUGCAGCACUAAAAGAGAAAUUGACAGAAGCUGAAGAAAAAAUAAAGGAGUUAGAAGCAUCAAAGGUUAAAGAACUGAACCAUUAUUUGGAAGCUGAGAAGUCAUGUAGGACUGACUUAGAGAUGUACGUGGCUGUUCUCAACACACAAAAAUCAGUACUGCAAGAAGAUGCAGAAAAGCUGCGGAAAGAACUGCACGAAGUCUGCCAUCUCUUAGAGCAAGAGCGACAACAGCACAACCAGUUGAAACACACAUGGCAGAAAGCCAAUGACCAGUUCUUGGAGUCUCAGCGUUUGUUGAUGAGAGACAUGCAACGUAUGGAAAUUGUUCUGACCUCUGAGCAGCUUCGACAAGUUGAAGAACUGAAAAAAAAGGAUCAGGAAGAUGAUGAUCAGCAGAGACUUAGCAAGAGGAAGGAGCAGAAGCAAAAAGAUUCAGAUGAUGAAACGAAAGCUUCAUGUUCUCUAGCCCAUGAGGAAUCCCUUACCCAGCUCUCUAAUGAAGAGGUGCAUUUAAAUAGCACCCAUGGCUCAGUCCAUUCGUUGGACGCAGACUUGCUUCUGUCUUCUGGUGAAUCCUUCAAUAAAUCAGAAAAUGAUAUGUUUAAAGAUGGACUACGGAGAGCACAGUCAACAGACAGUCUGGGGACAUCUGGAUCUUUACAGUCCAAAGCUUUAGGAUACAACAACAAAGCAAAAUCUGCUGGGAAUCUGGAUGAGUCAGAUUUUGGACCACUUGUUGGAGCAGAUUCCGUCUCUGAGAACUUUGAUACAGCUUCCCUUGGGUCUCUGCAAAUGCCAAGUGGGUUUAUGUUAACCAAAGAUCAGGAAAAAGCAAUCAAAGCAAUGACGCCAGAGCAAGAAGAGACUGCUUCGCUUCUUUCCAGCGUUACACAAGGGGUAGAAAGCGCUUACGUGUCUCCUAGCGGGUACCGCUUGGUGAGCGAGACAGAGUGGAAUCUUCUGCAGAAAGAGGUGCAGAAUGCAGGGAACAAGCUGGGCAGACGCUGUGAUAUGUGCUCCAAUUAUGAGAAGCAGUUGCAAGGCAUCCAGAUUCAGGAGGCUGAGACAAGAGACCAGGUGAAAAAGCUGCAGGUGAUGCUGAGGCAAGCCAAUGACCAGCUGGAAAAGACUAUGAAAGAUAAACAAGAAUUGGAGGAAUAUAUGAAACAAAGUGCUGAAGACUCUGGUAAUCAGAUCUCUUUGCUUAUGGUUAAGUGUCAGAAGUCGGAGAAUUUCCUCAGUGAACUGCAGCAGGCGUUUUCACAAGCAAAGAGAAGUGUCCAGGAGCAAAUGGCUGUCCUGACACAGUCAAGGGAGCAGGUUUCAGAAGAGUUGGUGAGACUGCAAAAAGAUAAUGAAAGUCUUCAAGGAAAACAUAGCUUGCAUGUGUCUUUACAACAAGCUGAAGAUUUCAUUCUGCCAGAAGCAGCAGAGGAGCUUCGGGAGAUGGUUUUAAAAUAUCGUGAAGACAUAAUUAGCGUGCGGACAACAGCAGAUCACCUUGAGGAGAAACUUAAGGCAGAGAUUUUAUUCUUAAAAGAACAGAUUCAAGCUGAACAAUAUUUGAAAGAAAACAUAGAAGAAACUCUACAGCUGGAAAUAGAGAAUUGCAAGGAGGAAAUAGCUUCCAUUUCCAGUUUAAAAGCUGAAUUGGAAAGAAUAAAAGUGGAGAAGGAACAGUUGGAAAGUUCUUCACAGGAAAACCUGCAGCAGCUGGAGAGUCUGCAGGAAGCAAAAAACACUCUCGAAGAACAGUUGAAGAAGGAGACGGCAGCAAAGGCAAACCUUGAACAGCUGGUGUUUGAAGAGAAGAAUAAAGCUCAGCGGUUGCAGACUGAAUUAGAUGUCAGUGAGCAAGUGCAAAGAGAUUUUGUAAAGCUUUCUCAGACGCUUCAGGUGCAGCUGGAGAGGAUCCGGCAGGCAGAUUCCCUGGAGAGAAUCCGUGCAAUCCUGAAUGACACAAAACUGACGGACAUUAAUCAGCUACCUGAAACAUGACACCCUGAUGAGCGGGCUCCAAGGCUGCAUUUGGGGUUUUUAACUCAUCUUUAUAGCAACAUUAAUUAUUAUUUAACUCUAACCGAAAGAGCAGAAGACAACAGAGGGGAGCAAUGACUAAGUUUUGUUUCUAGAGGGGAAAAGGUUUCAUACUGGGCAGGAAGAGAGCUCGAGAGUGACUUGCUGUGUAGGAAGGAGAAUUUUCUAAUGGAAACACUAAUGAGUGUGGUGUUUCGUGUUCCACUGAGUGGGAUCAGUCCUUACAUUCUGAAAAACUUCCCCUCUUUCAGCCAACUUUGUAACCUAAUAUAGAUUUUUUGGAACAUUUACCCCCCUGUUUUUCCCUUUUUUUUUCCUUUUCCCCCAUUACUGUGAUCAAAGUAGCUGCUGGAAACCAUAUUGUCCCUCCAAAACAUCAAAGAGCAAAGUGGUUGAAGUUUUUCUGUUUGACUAGUCAGUAACAGUAUUCAGCUAGCAGAGAGAAUGAGGUGUAGAGUAUGCUGUAUGAAUAUUUUAUAUUAAAAUAUGACUUUAUUAGCAGGACACUGGAUAUUGAUCUUAUUUUAUAACUCAGUGCUUUUUUUUUUUUAAACCAUUGAUUUUGUGUUGUAGAAUCUGAAUGCUGCUGAAAUGUGGUGGACAUGAGUGAGCUGUGUGUCUCCUGAACAAAAGAAUGCCAAUCCAAAAAAAAACCAACAAACACAACAACAAACAAACAACCAAAACCCUGAAAAAAACUGUACUGAGAACUUAGCUCCUUGAAAUAUUUCCUUUGAAUUCUGAUCCUUUGGAGAAAAAAAAAGCACAAGACAUGUACUGUUUUGUUAUAUCUUCUCACCAGUGUAAGUUAAAACAUGGAAUUACAGCUAGUUCUUUCUCAUCUCUAAAGCUGAACAGUACGUUGGCUUGGGGUUUCUACAGGUCUGUUUUGCUCUAGUGGGUGGCUAUAGAUGUGAAGUCACUAGCUUUCACUGAAAAUGGUCAAGGUAAGAUGCUGAAGGAAGCAAAGUCAGCUUGACCCACCUCUCCUGGGUCAGCAAAACAGUGACUGCACUUGGUCACAGAGCACAAAUGCAUGGCAACUGCAUUGUUCUCCUGGUUCAAGUUUGAAAGGUACAGUGCAUCUCUUACAAGUAUGGUAUCAUGUUACUGCUCUGAGUUGAUUCAUACACUGUCCUGUAUUUCUAUAAGCAUACAUUUAAAUUACACAACAGCAGAGGUAAAAAAAAAAAAAAAAAAAGUUGUGAUCAAUCAGGCUUUAGGUUUGAGUUUCUUAUUAUAUAAAUAAUAUGGUGGUACCACCAGCAUUACUCCUUUUUUCUUCUUUUAUUGGAGAUUCAUGCAUGCAGUUGGAUAGCAACGGUUUUAUGUAUGGCUGUGGGUGUUGGAAAUGGACAUGGAGUUCUUGGACUGGUAGUCCCUUGUUAGGACUCAAAAGAAAGGAGGCUGAGAGAGCAGCCUUGUUUUUGUCCAAAAUUUAUAACUUAAGCUUGCCUCUGUUGUUUACUGUGUUUUCUUUACAUACUUGGUCACAGAUCUGAUGGUGAUGAAGAAAGACAGAAGUGACAGAAAAUGCUCCAAGCUGUAAUGCACAUGACUGUAUUUUUAGCAGUGUAUAUCCUGCUACUAACAUAAAAUUGGAAGGAACUGGUGAUUUCAAAGAGGGUUGCCUUAAAAAAAACAGCCAAAAAGCAGCAUACAAGCUCAAUUGCUUGUAAUUUAUUGCAAGAAUUAAAGCAUUUUAUUCAUCCUAGAAAUUAAUUCCUUUCAUAAUCCUGACACCCAACAUUUUUCCUACGUUGGUAACAACUAGACUAGUAGACGGCGGAGUUAUCAUCUUCCAGGUGACACCUUAUGUCACAUAGCAGAUGUUGAAAUGUGGCUUAGGUUCUUUAUUAAUUGGCUAUUGCCAGAUUUUGGGUUUGUUAACCUCUCAAUUUGCUGAACAGCAAAAAAAGAAAAAAAACAAAACAAAACAAAAAACAGGUGACAGCAGCUGCCUUCUGAUGCAUAAAUCUAAUACCAGAUGUUUUGUGUUCAGUUUUCCAACGGUUAGCAUACUGUUCUGUUGAAUAAAUUCUUGGGAGCAUGGGGGGGGAACAGGCCUUUGCUAAAGAGCUGCAGAAUGAAGAACAUUUUCCUGUGUUCCCUUCCUUCCUGAAGAUUAACUCUAACUGGUUACUGACACUUAACCUGUGCAGCAGUGCUUCAAGGAAGCCUGUUGUUUUGUGGCUAAUCUCAGCAAGCUGAACACUUGAGGAAUUGCACCUGAAGAUCUAUGCAGAAAAAGACUUUUUAGUUGAGUUUAUGGACUGUUGUCUUAAUGCAAGAGCUGCUAAUGGCAUUCCAACACCCCGUUCUGGUCCAGCUCUCAGUGCCCCUUCUCAGCAGCCCUACCUUCCUGUCUGUUCCUGCCUUACACUUAAACAACCCUGGCCUUAGCUGACCGGUUUAAGUUGUUUUGAUUAGCGCAGGGUUGGUGUGGCUUUUCCCUAGCGUAUUUUUACAGAUUGUUGCCCUGGCUUUAUGUAGGUGUGGUACGUUGCAGGUGAUGGCUGCCUUUCCCAGUCUGCAGAGGGACAGGUGAGUGGCACCUCAGUCUGUGAUCGUUCAGAAGCACAGUAACAAACACAUCAGCCGCAGAAGUUGUGCAUGUGUGUCCGUAUACAUGCCUGGGUGUUUUUCUCAGUGGACAGCGAUGGUGUGUAGGGCUGGUCUGAAGAGGCUGGAAGCACAUGCAGUAGGGCACAAAGGGGGCUGAUGAGAACUCACCUGAAAGGAGUGGUGCUGGCUGCUGAGUUCCUUGCUUGUAAACCAGGCACUGCAUGAGUCAGUGGGGUAACUUCCUUUGGUUUGGAGAGGAGGGGUCUACGGUUACUGUGUGGUGGUUUUCCUUCUUAACCACUUCACACCAUCAUGCACCCUUAGUCCUGUUUAAGUUCUAGCUAUGACCAUUUUCCUAGUUGGAAGGUAAAUGACUUCUUUUUUCCACCAGCCACUGAUAAAAAUGUAUUUUUAAAUUCGAAGCCUGACUAGCCACAGGAGUGUAGAUGUGCUCACUACAAGCAGCUGUCCUGCUAACCCUGAGGGGAACUCACUCCUUGGGAAGGAAAACACAGCUUCAGAAGCAGUAACUCAAGCUUCUGCUGAACUCAAAUUUAAGAAAUAUAAAGCAGCCUUUUAAAAAAGUGUGCCAAAUUUGCAGAGCAAAUUUAAACCACUGUCAAUUAAGUGUAGUUAAAAGCUUUUUCUGUAUUCACUCAACGGAUUCUGGUGUCUCUGAAAACAUCAGCAAGUAAAUGCUUUUCCCUCCAAUUCCUGGCGUCCUGGAGCUCAAUUUGAAUGGGGUGGUAGGUUUGCCUCACACAAUAAAUUUUUGUGGUUUUUUUUUUUUCCUCCUUUUUUUUGUAACAGGCACUACUUCUAACCUGGCAGGUCAGCUCUGAUGCACAGGGUGAGUGGACUAGAAAGCCGGAUUCUGUUUGUGCAGACUGUAAAAGGGAUGAGAGCAAGUUUUGUAUGCAUUCCUAUACUUGUAUAGUCUUAAUCUGUACAAAAAAAAAGCAACAAAAAACAAGUGUUCUUGCAGCAUGUCUGGUAACCUCGUUACCUAACAGGUAAUAACAGCCCUCCUUUCCUUACAGCUUUAUUUGGCACCUCUUGCUGUGCCACUUUUGUAGCAGUGCAGUACUACUUUUCAAAACUGAGCUUGACCACGUCACCUUUUCUAAGGGGAACUGGGGGGGCAGAGACAACAAUUAUUUAUUGUCCGCUAAAGUUUGUCUACAGCAGAUAAUUGGUCUUUUAAUGUUAAGACGGACUUCAGAGCCACCUUUUGAUGAAGGCAAACAGUGUUUGGAAGUUAAUACUGCAUUCCAGUGAACCAAGCCAUUGGUGUCCUGUGCAAUUGUGGAUGUAGAAUUCUGCUGUCUACAGGAUUCAAGUGUAACCAUUUGUUAACUGUACUGAAGGUGUGUCCUUUAUGAAGAAAGUGUUCCAAAUUAAAAAAAGCUGCUGAAGUGUG